AUGGAUCUCCCACGAAGAGCGAUCCCCAGCGCCGACAGACUUCGAGUUAUCCUGAUGCUUUUCUAUACAGUGGCUCACAUCACGGCAGAACAGGAAGUGGAAAAUCUCUCAGGCCUUUCCACUAACCCUGAAAAAGAUAUAUUUGUGGUGCGGGAAAACGGGACGACGUGUCUCAUGGCAGAGUUUGAAGCCAGAUUUAUUGUGCCUUACGAUGUGUGGGACAGCAAUUACGUCGAUCUGAUCACAGAACAGGCCGAUAUCGCGUUGACCCGGGGAGCUGAGGUGAAUGGCCGCUGUGGCCACAACGAGUCGGAGCUGCAGGUGUUCUGGGUGGAUCGCGCGUACGCGCUCAAAAUGCUCUUUGUAAAGGAAAGCCACAACACGUCCAAAGGACCCGAGGCGACGUGGAGGCUGAGCAAGGUGCAGUUUGUCUAUGACUCCUCGGAGAAGACCCACUUUAAAGAUUCAGUCAGUGCUGGGAAGCACACGGUCAACUCGCAUCACCUCUCUGCCUUGGUUACCCCAGCUGGGAAGUCCUACAAGUGUCAAGCUCAGCAGUUCAUUUCACUGGCCUCCAGCGAUCCGCAGAAGACAGUCACAAUGAUCUUGUCAGAAGUCCACAUCCAGCCCUUUGACAUCAUCUCAGAUUUCAUCUUCAGUGAAGAUCAUAAAUGCCCAGUGGAUGAGCAGGAACAAUUGGAAGAAAACUUGCCCCUAAUUUUGGGGCUCAUCUUGGGCCUCGUCAUUGUGAUAUUGCUUGCGAUUUACCAUGUCCACCACAAAAUGACUGCCAACCAGGUGCAGAUCCCUAAGGACCGAUCUGAGUAUAAGCACAUGGGCUAG
Messenger RNA from Cynocephalus volans (Philippine flying lemur), 843 nucleotides. It is a transcript of the gene LAMP5, whose product is annotated as lysosomal associated membrane protein family member 5. Gene Ontology annotation, biological process: establishment of protein localization to organelle. Lineage: Eukaryota; Metazoa; Chordata; Mammalia; Dermoptera; Cynocephalidae. The transcript has 6 exons. The coding region runs from base 1 to 843 and encodes 280 amino acids. Gene Ontology annotation, cellular component: lysosomal membrane; plasma membrane; late endosome membrane. The record is from RefSeq and is a predicted model, not a curated record.